GGCACGAAGAGAUGCAGGGACACACGGAGACAGACACUCGUGGAGAGAGACGAGGGGGGGGGGGACACGGGGAGAAGAAGUGAGACACUCAGUCGGACACGUUGUUCCAAGUCACCUGCUUAACCUUUAUAACUCUCUCUCUCGCACCAGUUGUAGGCACUCCUAUCUCUGUCUACACGGUCACUUUGUUAACCAACUUCCACUAUCUAUUCUAGAUUGAAAGCUUUCGUGACUGCUAGGAUCCAUACUCUUUGGUUCUAUUGGGCAAAGUCACGUAGGUGAAAAUAAAAUAACAAAAAAAAUAACAAAAAAAUCAACACUAUCUACUUUACACUUCGCUGACCUGCCUGCGGCAGCUCUUCCUCUCAGCAGCUCCGCACUCACAGCUCCGCACACAGACAGCAGCUCACACAGAGCUUGCACACAGCAGCGCUCACUCAGAGGUUUCGCUCACUCAGAGGCUUCGCUCACGCAGAGGCUUCGCUCACGCAGAAGCCUCGCUCACACAGAGGCUUCGCUCACACAGAAGCCUCGCUCACACAGAGGCUUCGCUCACACAGAAGCCUCGCUCACACAGAGCUUGCACACAGCUGCUCUCCCUCUGCACCGCUGCCCUCACCCACGUUAUCUCAGACCCACUCACUUGUCUGAUCCAGGCGGGGGGAUCAACCAUCACAAGCCCAUCGACUCGUGAGGGUUGAGGUACGUCCCUGGCUUGAGUGGCAGUGGAGAGAUGUCUUCACCUUGGUCCCAGAACCCGAGCUCCCACUCCGCUUUCACAUAUCCUCCUUCCAAUUAUCCAGCUCAUCCCUUGUGUCUCUUUAGGGCCCGACAGGUCGGCGACUGUCAGGCCAUCAAUCGCUCCUUAUCGCACGACUCCCACGCGACACCUCUGGUCCCAGCGUACGACCCCGGACCGACCCCGUCUGCAACCGAAUCUCCCGUUAAAGAGUUCUGUGGAAUCUGCAGUCCACGGAGCCAUGACGUCACGGGCAGGUCAUGAACAUCCCGGCGACUCCAGUAGGAAGAAUAUGCCUGUACUGCUGGUGGUGCUGGUGGUGCUGAUCGAGGCGGCGAUGGUGGAGUGCUUGGUGGUGAAUCGCAUACGUGAACCUCCUAACAACACCUCCCCACCUACCUCCACGCUCAUGGUUGAAACGUUCCGCUUGGCCUCCUAUUAUGGGAACCACAUGGUCCUGCAGAGGGGACCGCGUGGUGCCUUCGUGUGGGGGUUUGGGAGCGUGGGAGCCAAGGUGGUCGUGGGACUCUACAACAGGAGCAAGGAGUUGCUACAGGAGCACAGGAGCAUCGUGUCGGAAGAGUCACACACGUGGUCCAUGACUCUGGACCCCAUGGAUGCUGGGGGGCCAUUCUCUCUCAGUGCCACCCAGUGGAGUCCUGUGUGGAGGGGCACUGAGAGGGCAGCGGGGAGGGUUGUGAUUCGCGACAUCUGGUUCGGAGAAGUGUGGCUUUGUGGGGGGCAGAGCAACAUGCAGAUGACUGUACAGCAGGUGGUGAACGCGAGUUGGGAGCUGGCUCAAGCCGUCAACUUUCCUCUCGUCCGACUGUUUGCUGUCUCCUUAAAUACAUCGCUCCAGCCCCUGGACGACUUCUCAUCAGUCGCACUCCCCUGGAGUCUCCCCACAGCCGCCCGCCUGGGCAUGGGAGAAUUCACCGUUUUCUCUGCCGUCUGUUGGUUCUUUGGCCGAAACCUACAUCGCACUCUGGGUGUCCCUGUGGGGUUGGUGCAAUCCUGCUGGGGGGGCACCGCCAUCGAAUCCUGGUCCUCACCCCGAGCCCUGGCACGCUGCAAACAGAACGGACAGCCUCAAAGCAAUUUUCAUCUGGAACCGACCGUGCUGUGGAACGCAAUGAUUAACCCUCUGCUCAAAAUGAGCCUCAAAGGGGUAAUCUGGUACCAAGGUGAGAAAAACGCUGAGUACAACAAUGAGCUCUACAACUGCAGAUUCCCGGCCAUGAUUAACGACUGGCGUCAGGAAUUCCACACAGCCACCAAUGGCAACACAGACCCGCUUCUGCCCUUUGGAUUUGUGCAGAUCUCCACCAGUGACCCAGAUGACACCACGGACUCGUAUCCACACAUUCGCUGGCACCAGUCUGCAGACUACGGUUUCUCCCCGAACUCGCAAAUGCCAAAAACCUUCAUGGCCGUGACCAUCGACUUGUGUGACCGCAACUCUGAGUAUGGGUGGAUUCACCCACGCUACAAGCAGGAGGUUGCCUCCCGUCUGCUGCUAGGUGCACUGGCUGUAGCCUACAAUCACAGUUCCUCCUUAUUCCAGGGCCCCUUCCCAGAGGUGGCCACUGUGAACCUGAAAUCCCAGAUGCUCGUCAUCAAAUAUGGACAGAAGCUGAUCCACCGCAAAUGGGGACGGGGCGACUUUCAGAUCUGCUGUUCCCAAGUGCUCAGUCAGUGUCUCGACCUAGACUGGCAACGAGCUCCAAUCCUCGACGUACAAGCCGACAGUGUAUUCCUCGACAUCUCCACCUGCAUUGGCACCAACAGGGCCGUGACGUCAGUCCGCUAUGCUUGGUCUAACUGGCCGUGCGAAUUCCACGCUUGUGCUCUCUAUGGAGAGGGGCCUAACGCACUACCAGCACCCCCCUUCAUAAAGGCCGUGCCGUCGGAGGGUGGUUUAUAAUGGCAGUGUCGGGGGAAUUUAAAGCGGUAUUGUCGGGGAGAUUUAUAACAGCGGUGUGGGUAGGGGUUCCUAACGGUUGUUUUCAUGGGGCCCUUCAGGGCCAUGUUGGCGGGUUCAUAAUGACCAUGUCGGUGGGUUUAUUAAGGCCUUGGCAGCAAAGCUGUCCUUCCUUCUGUGGUGAAGUCUGCUGGACCCCGGCUAGUGUCGCCACCUUCCCCACAGAUC
Molecule: messenger RNA, 2888 nt
Organism: Petromyzon marinus (sea lamprey)
Lineage: Eukaryota; Metazoa; Chordata; Hyperoartia; Petromyzontiformes; Petromyzontidae
Source: RefSeq, a predicted model, not a curated record